Molecule: messenger RNA, 3715 nt
Organism: Labrus bergylta (ballan wrasse)
Lineage: Eukaryota; Metazoa; Chordata; Actinopteri; Labriformes; Labridae
Source: RefSeq, a predicted model, not a curated record
GAAACUACGAGUCCUCAGACGGGUCAUAACCUGAUGAUACAUUUAACAAGCGUGUCUUUUUCUCUUGUGCUUAAGUUUUUGAGUUUGAAUCCCGGUGUAUUUAUCUGUUGUUUAUAUUAAGGUUGUUUUUCUGGAGUGAAAGCCGAACUGAACCAGUUUAUGAUUGUUUAGUAAAUUUACCGCUUCGCCUUUUCCUGCUCAGCUGUUCAGGCUAUUAGCUCGCUAGCUUCAGCAGCUCGUAGCUAUGGCUGCAGUUAUCCUGAGUUUCCCGACUCUGCAGGGUCUGAGGAUAUUCACACAGAAGCUGUCAUGGUCCAGAAGAGGUGUGAGGUUUGUGUCAGGAGGGGUGGGAAGGAUAGAAAAGGUGUUGAUUGCCAAUCGCGGAGAGAUUGCAUGUCGUGUGAUGCGCACGGCCAAGAAAAUGGGCGUCCGCUCUGUGGCUGUUUACAGCGACGCGGACAGAGACUCCAUGCACGUGGCCAUGGCGGAUGAAGCGUACCACAUCGGCCCUCCGCCCUCCCAGCAGAGUUACCUCUCCAUGGAGAAAGUUUUGGAAGUGGCAAAACAGUCUGGAUCACAUGCGGUUCACCCUGGUUACGGCUUUCUAUCAGAAAACACAGAGUUUGCAGAGGCCUGUAAACAGGAAGGUAUCAUUUUUAUUGGACCGCCGUCCUCUGCCAUCAGAGACAUGGGCAUCAAAAGCACAUCCAAACACAUCAUGUCAGCUGCUGGGGUGCCAAUCAUCGGCGGUUACCAUGGAGAAGACCAAUCAAACGAGAGACUGCAAGCAGAGGCGGCCCAGAUAGGAUUCCCAGUGAUGAUUAAAGCGGUCCGUGGAGGAGGAGGCAAGGGGAUGCGUAUUGCACGUUCAGACACAGACUUCUUGGAGCAGUUGGAGUCAGCGAGGAGGGAAGCCAGAAAAUCCUUUAACGAUGAUGUCAUGCUGGUUGAGAAGUUUGUAGAAGAUCCCAGGCAUGUGGAGGUUCAGGUGUUCGGGGACAUGCACGGUAACGCAGUUUAUCUGUUUGAGAGAGACUGCAGCGUCCAGAGGAGACAUCAGAAGAUCAUCGAGGAAGCACCAGGGCCUGAUAUUAGUGCUGAGGUUCGACGGAAACUUGGAGAGGCAGCUGUCAAAGCAGCUAAGGCCGUCAACUACGUAGGGGCAGGCACAGUGGAGUUCAUCAUGGACGCGCAGCAUAACUUUUACUUCAUGGAGAUGAACACGCGGCUGCAGGUGGAACAUCCCGUCUCUGAGAUGAUCACUGGGACCGACCUGGUGGAGUGGCAGCUCAGGGUGGCAGCAGGGGAGCGCCUGCCUCUUCUCCAGGAUGACAUCAUACUGAGUGGACACUCUUUUGAGGCGCGCAUUUACGCUGAAGACCCAAACAACGACUUCUUGCCAGGGGCGGGGCCUCUGCUGCAUCUCUCCACCCCUCCAGCGGACCAACACACACGCAUAGAGACCGGAGUCAGGGAAGGUGACGAGGUGUCUGCACAUUAUGACCCAAUGAUCGCCAAGCUUGUGGUGUGGGGAGAAGAUAGAUCUGCUGCCUUGAAGAAGCUGCGGUACUGCUUACGACAGUACAAUAUCGUUGGACUAAACACCAACAUUGACUUUUUGCUGAGUCUGUCGGGUCACCCGGAGUUCGAGGCCGGUAACGUGACCACCAGCUUUAUCCCUCAGCACUACGCCGACCUCUUCCCCGCUCCGACAGCCCCCUCUGGGGCGACAAUCUGUCAGGCGGCCCUGGGCCUGGUGCUGCAGGAGAGGAAAGACACACAGGAGUUCACACAGACCUCCACUGGACCCUUUUCCCCGUUUGGGUCCAGCAGCGGGUGGAGAAGCAACAUUCAGUUUCACCGAAACAUGACGCUGCAAGUGGGAGAGAAAAAAGUGGAUGUGGUCGUCGUUUACAACAAAGAUGGAAGCUACUCGAUGCAGAUUGGAGCGGAGGCGUACCAUGUGACUGGAGAGGUGGAGGAAGAAGGCGGAGCCUCGUUCCUGCACUGUUCAGUCAAUGGAGUCAAGUCUCGUCCCAAACUGGUGAUCCUGGACAACACAGUGCACCUGUUCUCAACGGAGGGAAGCUCUGAAGUGUCGGUGCCUGUGCCCAAGUAUCUGGCUGGUGUGAGCGGCUCUGGAGCUCAGGGAGGAGCUGUGGCCCCCAUGACGGGAACCAUCGAGAAGGUGCUGGUGAAGGUUGGAGACAAAGUGGCUGUAGGAGACGCUCUGAUGGUCAUGAUCGCCAUGAAGAUGGAGCACACCAUCCGGGCGCCCAAAUCUGGCGUCAUCAAGAAGGUUUUCUUCAGCGAGGGCUCUCAGGCCAAUCGCCACGCAGCUCUGGUCGAACUGGAGGAGGAGGUGGAGGAGGGGAAGGGGGGAGAGGGGGAGGGGAGCAGCAAGUAGACAGAACCACAGACACACAAAUAGAUACACACUGACAGGUAGGAGAGAGCUGAGACUUAAAUGUAGGUUUGUGUUCAGCACUUGAUUGAUGUUUAAGUCUGGAUCCUAAAACACAACAGAGUGGAGGUUAGUCUUUCACCCCGGGGACCCAGAAUGCAUUUAGAAAAGGUCAAGUAGUCCCAGUGACCUCUGAGCAGUGUGAAGGCUCACAGUGUACAGUUGCCUUUUAACAGAUCAACUCAACGCCUUUACUUUGAUUUCAGAACUUUAGUUGGUUUCUGCUUUUCUUUCUCGUGUGUUUCUUUGUUUGAAAAUAUGAACGUUUGGCUCUGACAUUGUCGGGGUUUGCAAAUAUAUAUUUCCUUUAUCUUCUCUCUUGGUGAUGGUUUCUGUCUGUGUGUUGUUCUGAGGAGGGGGGGGGGUCAGCUGAGCCACCUCUCUCUGAACUAAACAACAACAGUGAAGCACACCUGAGGCAGACGUAUUAAUAAUAAUACAAGAGGGUUUGAUUUGUAGGAAAUAUGAAAUCAUUAAAAUAAUAUUUAAGAGGGUCAUAGGAGUGAAAUAAAUGAGACGGUUACUGACGACUGAAGGGGGGAAGACUUCACAGAAACUUUACUGAACCAUGAACCUUUAAUCACUGUCCAGUAAUAACCAUGUAGCUUUACAUUUUCUUAUAGCUUCAUGUGUCUUUAAUAAGCUAACAUCUCUUCUCUACCAUUUGUAAAUAUCAUCAAAUCUGUCGUAUUUAAAACUGCUUUUUAUGACUGUUUCACUAAAAACAAAUCUCCACAUUAGAAGCGACAUGCUUUCAUUGGACGGUGAUCUUAAGAGGAACCAGGUUCGAUGUUGACUUUUUGUUGGAGCUGGAAGAUCUUAAAUAUUGGGGGUUUGGUAAUGUCCACUUUUUUAAACUUGUCCACAGUCUGUCCUUCCACAUUGACUCUAAACUCUUCAAGGACAAAGCCGAUUUAUUAUCAAUGAUUGCACUGAGUAGAGACGCUGUGGCAGAAAAACACUCCAGACAGUUCAAUGAUAAGAAAUGAACGUUUGACACAUUUGGCUCUGAUUUGAAAUAAAAAAUAAAUCAAAGUAUUCAUAAUGAGAUGUCAGUCACAGAGAGUUUGUUUCUAUGUGAAUCACAGACAUCAGCUGAUCUCUCUCUUCUCUUCCUGACGUCUGUGUUACGAGGCCUUGUAGAUCAAAACCUGUGUUCACUUUGUAGAUGUGUGACGAUUGUUUUCCUUUUUUUUUUAAAGAGAUGUGAUUAGACUGCUCAGAGACUGUAAUAAAGAUAUUUCAGAAGAA